AUGAACCAGCUCAAGAAGAACGGCGAUUUCCUACUAAGACUUGCACACGGCGACAGUGGAAAAUCCUCUACUGUCUACGUUUCCGUUAAAUGGGAUGUACUGUGUGAAUUUCCCAUAAAUAGCAAAGGAUCUCACGCUGCACGAAAGUUUUCUAUAGAUGGAAAAAAUGAAUUUCCUCUCAUCAUGGAGGUGGUAAGGUAUCAUCACACCAAUAGCGUCCCUGUCAGCAGGGACAUCUUGCUGAAAACUCCAAUAUCAAAGGAACGAUGGGAACUAACUAAAGACAAAGUAACACUUGAUACAAAAAUUGGCGAAGGUGCUUUCGGAGAAGUUUGGAAGGGCACUCUCAAGGAAGACCCAUCAAAGCCACCUAUUGAUGUCGCUGUUAAAGUG
Ostertagia ostertagi is the source of this 393-nucleotide messenger RNA. Lineage: Eukaryota; Metazoa; Nematoda; Chromadorea; Rhabditida; Trichostrongylidae. The record is from the annotation of a GenBank genome assembly.